Messenger RNA from Metopolophium dirhodum (rose-grain aphid), 5187 nucleotides. RefSeq lists its product as uncharacterized. NCBI's taxonomy places the organism in Eukaryota, Metazoa, Arthropoda, Insecta, Hemiptera, Aphididae. Gene Ontology annotation, biological process: synapse organization. The record is from RefSeq and is a predicted model, not a curated record. Gene Ontology annotation, cellular component: neuron projection membrane. The transcript has 8 exons. Bases 415 to 1419 code for a protein of 334 amino acids.
CAUAAUCAGUCGUUGUUCGGACUCCGUUACGGUUACUUGGAUUUCGAUACGGUCACGAAUGAAUUCUUCGAGUGAGUCGCAUCCCUACGCGUGUACGAUUCCCAAAACGUGUUCGUGUCAUUCUUAAAUACGUUUUUUCGUAAAUAUAACAACAAUCACGUGAUCCUGGAAGAGUGAAAUAGGUAUUUUGGAUUAUCGUCGGACUUUCGUUGCAAUGAAAUUCACGGUUACAAAGCAGUGAUAGUCAGAGACAUUGAAACACUAGUGACGUAUAUUCUGAUAUUCUUAUUCGUAUUCGGUUCGUAAUACUAUUACUAUCUACCGAUAAAAAAUGAGAGGUGAACUUCAUAGAUGAACUGUAUCUGACACGGAAACGGUGUGUGUGUGCGCACGCGCGUGCACCUGCGGCCAACGAUGGACAAGCGUGACGCGAAGACGCGGUUGGUGUACGCGCUGUUGUUCGUGAUCGUGUUUUGCGGCGAACAAAUCACCGCCAAUUUCAGUCCCCCCAGUGGUGGAGUACAGGCUGACAACGACGACGUUAGUGACGGUGGUUCGCCAGUGGCGGUAGUUGACUUCGGUGCGGCGGCGGCGGACAGUGGCAGGAAGCAGAGGAGAGUGCACCACCACAAACGCCAUUUGUCGAGAUCUUCAUCGGCGGUCGACUAUGCCCCAGGGAACGCACUGAUUAACGAGCUCGGAAAUCCGGACAACAUGUUCGUCACCGAAAACGGCACCGUUGUCACGUCACAGAUCGGCGGCACCGCAAUUCUGCCAUGCGCCACCGUCAAGCCCGGCACGGCCACGGUGUCUUGGAUGAGACGGAUAGAUUAUACAAUUUUAACAAUAGGAACGAGAAGUUAUAGCAGUGACAAAAGGUUUUACGUAGACCACACCAGACAUCUAAAGACGUGGAAUUUAGAAAUAACACCAGUGGAAGCAUCAGACGCGGGUUUAUACGAAUGCCGUAUAGCUACACAUCCAACUACCAGCAAUUUUGUAAAUUUAAAAGUCACAGAGGCCAGGGCGGAAAUCCUCGGUUCACCGGACCUGUACAUCAUGAGCGGCAGCAGCUUAAGACUGGUGUGCCGGCUACAGGGGUCAACACAAGCCCCGCUGUUCGUGUUCUGGUAUCAUUCCGAUCGGAUGAUCAAUUUUGACACGGAUCGGGGCCUGGUCGUGCACAUCAACAGCACGGAAAGCGACCUGAUUAUGCCGUACACAAACACGUCGGACAGCGGCAAUUACACAUGUCAACCGCAAAACAUAUCGCCGGCCACGAUUCACGUGCACGUGCUCCAAUCUGAAGUACCGGCGGCCAUGCAACACGGGGUCCGUAGCUCGACUUCAGGGUCAUUCGCCAUCUCCAAUUGCGCUAUGUUUACAAUAAUCUAUAUGCUUUUGCAAAUGUUAAGCUAAAAUGUACUGGACAUUUGUGGGUCUUAACUAAUAUUAUAUAAUAAUUUUCCAUCAUACUAAUAAUAAUUAUACAUUAUGUCUUCAAUGUAAAUAGGUAAUAUAAUAAUUACGAUGUAUUAUAAGUUAUAAUAUUAUAAUGACAUCUUUAUCAUAUUAUAUUAACCGAUGUGUAUAAAUCUAUAAUCAAACAAAUACAGUAAAAAAUGGAAAUAUUUAAUAACCAGUUUGUUUACGUAAGUUUUUAACAUUUUAUUUUGUACAGGCAAGUGUGAAAUGUAGCUUUUUAAAUGUUUAAAUUAAACUGUUCGUGUUAUUAAAUGUGAAAGAAUUAAUAAUAUUUAUGUUAAUUGAAGUUUUGUGAACUAUUUGUUUCAAUAAACUCCAAAAUAAUGUUUAUUAAAUUUUAACUAAAGCAACGAAAAAAUAAUUUUAUCUAUCAAUUAAUAUUAUAAUAUCGUAGUCGUAAUAUAUUAUUAUUUAAUACUAAUAUAGUAAUAUGUAAUACUAUUUACAUGCCAUAAAUACGUACGUAAUCAUAUCAAAUAGUUAUUUGAAAAUUAUCAAAGGAAUAAUAUCCAACAGGUGUAGUAAAAUACUUAAAAAUUGAACAAAAAUUGACACAAUUAUUUUACAUAAUUAUUAAUUAUAUUUGAACUUGAAAAAUAAGUUUCAAUUUUUAGAAAUCUAAUGAAUAAAAACAAUUUUUUAUUUAUUGACUAAGAUACUUCAUAAUAUUGUAAAUUAAAAAUAUUAAUUUCGUAGUAUGAAAAAAACGGAUUUUAGAUUUAUAAGCAGUAUUAAUGAUCAGACUAUAUUCUCUAUACCUAAGUGUAAAAAAAAAUAUCCAGUUCACAUAGAUUCGAAACAUUAUCGUUAAAACGUCCAAUGUUAAGUUUAUUAUAUACUAUAUCACAACUUAAAAGUUAAAACUAUUAUUAAUCAUAACCAUGAAACUUCAACUAACAUUUAACUGAAGUAAAUAAUUUAACGUAAUGGUAAGGCUGUACGUAUAAUAUUAUUAAUAUUAUGUUUUUAGUUUCAUGACGAAAGAUUUCGAAAUUGUUUUGUUUCAAUAGAAGUUCUUAACUGGAGGCUAACAAUAAUAUUCAGCAUACCAAACAAAUGUAAUAUAGUUUACUGUCUUAAAAUUAUUCGAAGGUUUGUAUUUCAAGAUAUCCAUAAUAUAUAAACAAUGUUUACCAAUUUUUGGUUCGUUGGCUGUGGUUUUAAUUAAACCAUUAUGCUUCAAGUAUCAAAUAUCCAAGGCUGGGCAAGUUAAUGAUUUUUUUUAACUUAGUUAAGUUGAGUUAAUAUGCACCAAUAACAAAAAGUUAAAAGUUAAUAGUUAAUUUAACUCUAGGUUAACUCAGUUAAGUUAAAAGUUAAUACACACUUUUUGCUAACUUUUUAUUAAGUUAAAAAAAAGUUAAUUUGUUUAUACAAUGCUAGCGUACUUAAUUUUUUUCCAACUCAAAACUAAAUUAUAGGAUAUAGACUGUUAAUACUUCAUACAGUAUUUCCAUAUAAGUUAGAUUCGAAUGAUAUAAAUUUUUAACUUACAACAAUUUACGAUACAUAUUUUUGACAUGAAAACGAAAUAGACUGAAAUAGUGAAAUAUUAUAAAAUUAAAAACAAAAUAAAUUAACUUAACUUACUUCUUAAAAUGAAAAAUUAACUCAUUAAUUUCACGUUAAUUAAGAAAGAAAUUUAGUAAGUUAACAGUUAAGUUAAUGAAAAGCCAAAAGUAACUAAUUAAGUUAAAAAGUUAAAAUAAAAUUAACUUUUUAACUCGUUAAUGCCCAGCCUUUUAAAUAUCCGAUGUACUUCACACAUUUACGAGAAUUAUUAUUAUACGUCUAUUAUCUAAACAUAUUAAUACUAUUAUUAGUAUCCACCCCAAAAAUAUUGCAUCUACAAAAAAUUAUUUGAACUAGUCAUAUUUGUUCUUCAGUUUUAAAUUAAUAAAUCUGAAAUAUUUUAUUUGAAAUUCGCAUGGUUACAAUAACUAAAUGUAUUAUUAAUUAUUAUAAUUUAUGAAUUUUUUGUAGGAUUCGACAACAAUUGUACAGCAGCUAGUUAAUGUAGUUUGUACGUAUUUUACAUUUCAUAAACUAUUAUUUUGCCUGUACCAUGCAUAUUUUACACUGAUUUAUAAAGUACACUCUGCGUUGUAUAUUUAAAUUGAUCAUCACACAAGUCUCGAAAAAUAUGUAGUUAUCAAUGUAAGUUUUUUUUUUCAUUAAUUAAAUAUUUAACGUUAUUGACAACGGAAUUAUUUUAUUUAUAUGACGGUGUUUUGAGACCACAUGUAUUAUGCUUGCAUGGAUGUGUUUUGAUAUUUUCUUUCUAAAAAAAUAGAUGACUAGUUUUUAAAAAAAUAUUCAAUAUUAUACGACUUUUUGCGUGUCUAUGUAUAAAUGAUUAAAUUAUAUAUUACAUAUUACGUUCUCCAGUCAGUUCUCUAGUAAAGCUUCAUUUAUAUAUCAUGUUGCAGGAUACGUAUUUAAUGAAUAAUGCACGUCAUGUUAUAAAAAGAGGGAGAAACCCGUAAAUAAGUAAACUUUAACGGUAGGAACGUUAUUCAAUUUACCAAUAGUCGAUAUAAAAUAAUAGUCUUGAGAAUAUUAAUACACUUCUCCGUUUUUUUUUUAGUAAAAAGGGUGUAGUAAGGUAAAAAAAAAUGCACACAUCACGGGCAUUAACUGUAAACUGAGUGUAUUUUUAUACAUGCGUUGAACCGAUUGGUUUAGAACUUAACCCAUCCUUUGAAAACCCUUUUUUUUUAAUGACUGGGAUCCAAGGUAAUUUUUUUUUUUUUUAACAUUAGAUAUUAUGUAGGUAACUACACACAGACAAAAAAAAUUAUUUAAAAACAUAAUACAAGCCAAUUGAAGUUAUUAUUCGAUUUUCUGGUAAUGAGACUCAACAUUCACAUGUAAUUUAUCUGUAUGCAUCAUUCACAACUUUAAUAAUUCCGUAAUUAUUAUUGUUAUUAUUAUUAUAACAUGACGAUACAAACUGACAAUGAAAAGAAAAGACAAUGACUGUUUUUUAUGAUUACUUACGUCGAAUAAUUUUCCGGGACAGUGUUCCGAUAUUUAUCGGAUACAAUAAGCGUACCUACACCUAGUACGCGUCUCUACAUGAAAACAUGUAAGUACUUUUAAACGAUAAAAGUACAAUGUAAUUAUUAAAUGUAACCAUAGUGUUUUUUUUUAUAAAAUAUAGGUACUGAAUAAUAAUUGUAUAAAAUAAUUAAAUUAUUUGUUUAUUUUAAUUUUUGUUUGUGUGGAAAACAAUAUGUACAGAUUCCAUUGUAAGUAUUAUGUGCAAAUAUUUUUUUUAAAUAUUACACUAUUGAGAAACAAUUCAUCAAUUGCUGAGUUUUAUUUUUUAUUAAUAAUUACCCAUAUAUACAUGAUUUAAAUACGCAUACACUCUAGUACGUUAAUAUAUUUAUGAAACAAUUUAUGUUAUGCAUGUGUUAUUAUUAAUACUUUUAAUAAAUUCAAUUUUGUUUCAUCAAUGUAAAAAAUAAUCUCGAUGAAAAACUUAAAAAUAUUAUUACCGCCUUGUGAUAUUGGUUAAAAAAAUAUUUUAGCAUAUCUGAUUAUACCUAAUAUAUACAUAUAAUAAAAACAUAGUGCCAUUUUGGCCAAUAUAAUCAUUAUAAUAAUUUAUUAUAAGCCUGGAAAUUUUGUACAUCGUGACUGUACGUUUUUAUUUUUGUGUAAAUUAUUACGAUUUUGUUGGAUUUUUGUUUAUAU